UUAAACUGUCAAGUGUGAUUACUGGUUCAGGUCUUUUACGUCAGAAAAUUCGCCGGAACGAAAACCAGUCACUUACAAAGAGCCUUCUAAUAUGUAUUUAGUGUUUAUGAUGACUCUUGCCAAUGUUAAUUGCGGAAACAUAGAUUUUCCAGCACGCGUGGUCCGAUGGUCUUUUUCUGACGCAUUCGCGCAGUACCUGUGACCUCGAUUUUGUGCCCGCAUUACUUUUUCCCGCUGCGAACGCUAGCUAUAAAUACGAGAUUAUGACGAUACGGAAUUCACUUUAUACGUUUAUAGUACAGGUACUAUUUUGAGUCGAAUUUCGAAAGAGUUUAGGAAAAAUGAAAAGUUUAGCGUUUGCGUUCGUGUUUCUUACCAUGUGCUGGUCGUUUGUCUCGUGUGAGAAUAACGACGUUUGUAGUAAUGUAACUGAGAGUUACAAGAUAUGCACAGCGGUUAGAACAUUAAUACGACAUCAAAACGCAUGCGAUCCGAACCAUGUGCGAGUGCUAGAGCGUCGUAUACAAGUUUUAACAGGUACGCUUAAUCGACUCACCAUCCAAAAACGCAGGGGAGAGUGUUCUGGGGUCAUCUACCGCGGAAAAUGCUACUUCCUAUUGGACGACGGUUGUGAGCCAAACAUGAGAAGUUAUCAAGAAUCUAAGGAGGCUUGCGAGGCCCAACAAGGGCAUCUAGUCAAGAUAAGGGACGCAGCAAAUUACAAUUUUCUUUUCAACUACGUUCUACGCAACGCUUAUGACUUUAUGAGCGAGAACCGAGAUUUUGUUCUGGUUUGGACGGGAGGGGCAUGGGAUUACGAGCGUGGACGGGUGAGGUUCGAAAACAACCAGACGACGACAUAUUCCCCGUGGAAUGUUGGUCACCCACUCAACAUGACUGACCGUACAAAUAUUGCUAUGGCAGUCGCUACUAGGCCCAUACUGCGCGGUAUGAUUGACGUGCCGCCAUCAAACCAGUUUUAUCCACUUUGCGAAAAAGUCAUGAGGUGUAGGUACGGGAAACGUAAUAGGUAAUUCUGGUUUCGCAUCAAAAUUGCCAAAUUAAUUUAUUAAUCGAUUACCAGGAUGUUAUUAAACGAUGCAUAAUUACUUAUAUGUGGAUAUGCCCAUAAGCCGUAUGCUGAUAUAUGCGUGCUCGUGUGUAAGCCUUAUUUUAACAUUGUCGUGAUCUUUUCUAUUAAAAAUAUCAAACUUGAACGUAGAUCGGUUUGUUUCAUUGCAUGAUAGUGGUUAGUAAGACAAGAGUCACGUUGUCAUAUACCAGUAAUGACUAUGCUCGGGUCUAAAUUUCAUGGUUCAUAAGUUUAUUGGUCAGAAUACAAAGUCCAAUUACGGUGGUUACGUGAUUCGGAGACGUGUACAUUACUACAUUGCACUUACGUAGGCGGGGUGUGGUAUCGGGUGUAGAACGAGUUUCAAAUAAAAAAAAAGUUUUAAACCGCCGGAUUCGACCAUGGCGACUACGAAUUAUUUAUGAUUGUAUAGGAUUCACGUGAUUUUUGUGUUGGGGUAAUGGGCUAACUGUGCCCUAAUUCCGAUGCCAUGGUUCGCUGUAGGGCCUUACACUUGUACAGAAUUUUCAUGAAUAACGGGAAACAAGAAUAAGACGAUACGACGAUAAUUACGGAGAUAAAAUUGGGA
This is a messenger RNA of Ciona intestinalis (vase tunicate), 1661 nucleotides long. NCBI's taxonomy places the organism in Eukaryota, Metazoa, Chordata, Ascidiacea, Phlebobranchia, Cionidae. The record is from RefSeq and is a predicted model, not a curated record.